Messenger RNA from Erigeron canadensis, 1394 nucleotides. RefSeq lists its product as uncharacterized. Gene Ontology annotation, biological process: tRNA modification. Gene Ontology annotation, molecular function: RNA binding. The record is from RefSeq and is a predicted model, not a curated record. The transcript is spliced from 7 exons. Bases 204 to 1232 code for a protein of 342 amino acids. Lineage: Eukaryota; Viridiplantae; Streptophyta; Magnoliopsida; Asterales; Asteraceae.
UAUUCGUUUUCUCUUUAAACAGAAAAAGUAGGCAACCCGACCCUGACACACCAAACCCGCCCGACCCGUAUUGCUAUUUCAUCAAAUUUUCUUUUCUUUCUCAGAGCAGGUUGUUCGGUUGUUGGGGGGUUUAUGUAAAACCCUUGUUUCUCUGUAUGUACUUCCAUUAACAGCCCCAUAAAAAAACCCAUCAUCGAUCUGCCAUGGCCGAAUCACAAGUAACAACAGAUAAUAAUAACAACAAAGUUGAAGAUAAUAACUUAAUACAAGUAGCUGCAGAAAUGAAGCCAUGGGAGCAACAUUCAGCUGUAAUUAGCAUCCCUCGUUACGAUUACAAAGCUCCGGCUUCUUUCGUUCAUCGAUCGUUCUCCGGGUUCCUCAUUACUUGCCCCAUCAAGAGGGAGAAGAGUGCCACAAAAGAAGCCAUGUCCAUGCUUGAUAAGUAUCUUACAAAUAUGUGCAGCUCUGAAGGAGAGAAAGACCCUGAAAAUGUUGUUCCAAAGAGAAGGAAAGUAGAUGUGAGCGAAAAAAAGGAGUGUACUGGUGUUAUAGAAAAGAAGAAUCUGGAUAAUAACAAUGGUGCUUCAGAGGUUUCAGAAGAUUCUUGUAUAUACUCUUCAAAACAAGAUGCAAUUGCUACGAGAGCUGACCCUCUUUCGUUGGUUAAGCUGACAAGGAGUGGUUUAAUUCUCCUUACAUUUUCGCAUGACCAUUGUCCUAACGUGGUGGACAUAGUAUCAAACAUCAUGCAGUCUUUGGAAUUUGGAAGUUCGAAAGCACCACUUUGGUGCCAUAGGAUUCUACCUAUCCAAACCACUUGUGUUUUGCAAGAAAAAGAGCUGUGCGCUCUUGUAUCAAAGCUUGUUGCCGACUUCAUGAAAAAUGAAGGAAAGGAACUUGCUCGACCUAUAAAGUUUGCAAUAGGAUACAACAGAAGAGGAAUUGAGGAGACAGAACUAAAAGGCGCAAAUGGCGAUUUAAAUCAAGUGGCAUUGCUUGAUCGUAGCAGAUGCUUUGAGGUUGUGGCUUCUGCUGUGAAAAACAUUGUCUCGGAUUCAGUUGUUGAUCUGAAAUGUCCAGAGCUCACUGUUCUUAUAGAGCUUCUACCUAUCUCUGGGCUACCCAAAGGGUCACCUGUGGUUGCUGUUUCAGUUCUUCCACAAAAGCUCAUCAUGACCAAACCUCGCCUUGGCAUCAAAGCUUUGGUUCAUGAUACGAAAUCAAAGAAGUGAAAGUCUGAAAGGAUAAUGAUAAUCGGUUUUGUAAUUUUAGCAUCGUUUCGUUACCAAAUUCAAUCAUAUUUGGGGUUUGAUAGAGUAUUUUAUUAACAAAAUGUCGAUCAUUUUUCAAUUUUCAUUUCUUUUUGUUAUAAAGUUAUCAAGUUUUUGUUGACA